CCAAAUCACUAUUACUAUAUAAAAUAUCAAAGCCCCACCACAGUCCCAAGUCCCAUCCUUGACCAUAUAUCUCCCUCUACCUCUCACACACUCAACUGUUUCUCACUCUCAUACACAUAUACAUACAAAGAAGUAUCAUAUCAUAUUACUUGCUAUUACUAGCUAGUCGCUACUAGUUUCCAAGGUUUAGAUGGCUGAGAAGUGGAAGCUAUCGAAGAAAGAAGGUUCAUCUUCUUUCACAAGAAGUUUCUCAACAAAGAGUUCGUCAUCCAAGGCUCCUCUCUUGAGGAGCUCAUCCCUUAAAAUCUCUUCUCCAAAGUGUCCUCUUCCAAGGAGUUGCUCUCAAAAAAGCUCUUCCAUUUCACGUAAAUGUAGUAGCUUAGCCAAGGAACAGAAGGCAAGGUUUUAUAUCAUGAGGCGCUGUGUUGCCAUGCUUGUUUGUUGGCACAAACACGGUGAUUCUUGAAGGAACAUGCAAAGAGAUCGAGUAAGGGAUUAAAUGUAUCUUCUUGGUUGGUUCUUCUUCCUUUUUUGCCUUUCCCUUUUUCUUUCUGAAAGAUGGAUGUUGGGCUUGGCUGAACUCGUAAAUUUUCUACCGUCUGACCAAGAAGAUAUUGGUAUCAUAGAGAGUUAAUAUCAGUUGUAAUUACAAUUUGAAGAGAGAUAGAAUUUUCAACUUUUUUUUGCAAGAGAUCAUACAUCAAAUAUAAUCCAACAAAAGCUCCAAAUAACUUUCUUCAUUCAUUGAUUUUUAUUUUCUCUGCAUGCAUUCUUAGUCCUAUUGGAUCUCAACACUAGCAAGACUUGUUUUGCUCUGUUAUUGGGGAGUUGUCUGAUAGCUGUCUUAUCUCAUCUCUUUUCUGUUUCCGUUUUCCUCUCUGUUUUUUCUUGAUGGGAGAGAGAUUUAUUUCAGCUGUUGGAACUGGCAGUAAGGUAGGACAUUAUUAGUUAUCGGAUCUGCAUUGGGAGUGUCACUCAUCUUUCAACCAUUAAUA
Molecule: messenger RNA, 995 nt
Organism: Populus trichocarpa (black cottonwood)
Lineage: Eukaryota; Viridiplantae; Streptophyta; Magnoliopsida; Malpighiales; Salicaceae
Product: small polypeptide DEVIL 13
Exons: 1
Coding region: 191-466 (91 amino acids)
Biological process (GO): negative regulation of cell population proliferation
Source: RefSeq, a predicted model, not a curated record